Xenopus laevis (African clawed frog) is the source of this 6142-nucleotide messenger RNA. It is a transcript of the gene kcnt2l.L, whose product is annotated as potassium channel, sodium activated subfamily T, member 2 like L homeolog. NCBI's taxonomy places the organism in Eukaryota, Metazoa, Chordata, Amphibia, Anura, Pipidae. The transcript is spliced from 29 exons. Bases 989 to 4468 code for a protein of 1159 amino acids. The record is from RefSeq and is a predicted model, not a curated record.
CUUUGACUCUUUCCGACUAUAAUUACUGUCUUUCCUCACUCUUCUGCUUCUCUUUAUUAUACUGGAUAAUUCUCCCAUCCCUCUCACUCAGAAUUCCUUCUCUAAUUGAACAGGCCCUCAUAUAUGUCUAUCCUAUAUAUCACCAUCUCAUUAUACCUGUCUUUCUCUUCUGUCUCUGUAUUCCACUCCAGCUCACUUUCCCUGUCACUGGCAUCUCUCUCAUCUUUCUCUUCCCUCCUUAUAUUCAUUCUGUCAUUUCUUUUUUUAUUCCCCCAUUUCUUUUCUAAGAGCUUUAUCAGAAUAAAGAGUGCCAUUCUUUUAACGUCUUCCUCUUUUCACUCCUCCCUCCAUCUCCCCCUCCUUUCCUGAAACUCUACAGCCAAGCAUAUUACACAUAUAUAGAGAUAUACAGCUCCUAGCAAGGACCAGGCACUUAUCUCCAUUCUCUUGCUGGGCAUUCAUAUCUAUGGACUUUGCCUGCUGCUCUCCUUCUCUUAACUCAUCUUCCCAGCAGGCAUUAACCACUCCUAGCAAAUUGAAUGAGGACAUCUCCCCUAAAAGAACUGGCACCCACAAAUGAAUUAGGAUCUAAAAGAACUUUAAUCAGCAAAAAGACUGUUGUGAUUUUGCCCUGAAGAAAUGCCUUUGAUACAGAUACAAGAUACAAGACCCAAACUGCUGCACUUCACUGCUGCAACCAACUCCUACAGGUAUUAGAUAUGUUAACCCACUCUCCGUCUAUUCACUGUACAUCCCAUAGACAUUUGAGUAUUGCUGCCAGUUGAUCGUUUGAUUAUUUUAAAGAGAAAAAAAUGCUAACGAUGUGGGCAGUACCUGGAAAAUAAGCAAUAAAGAAGGAGGUGUCAGGAUUCUUGCUAAUAAUAUAAAAACAACAUUAUUUCUGCUCUGGACAUUGCUGAUUGAACCCUAAGAGUAUCAGACCUCCUGAUCUUGGAAAAGUUUUUACAGGGGACAGAGAAUAAGGACUAUGGAGCUGGAGAAAGAUGUGCAACCUUUGCCCCCUCGCUAUCGGUUCCGAGACUUGUUCAUAGGUGACUGGCAACAGGAUGACAGGGUCCAUGUGGAAUGUUAUGUAAAUGAAAACUCGUUUAAGGAACGACUAAAAUUAUUUUUUAUAAAGAAUCAGAGAUCAAGUCUGAGAGUCAGAGUCUUUAACUGUUCCCUGAAGUUACUGAGUUGCCUCCUGUAUAUUAUACGGGUCCUUCUUGAUGACCCAAGAGAGAGCAAGGGAGGAUGCUGGGAAUGCACUAAACAGAAUUAUUCUGCACAGCAGAAAUUUGACUGGACCCCAAUAAUUUGGGUGAACAGACCUCUUCCCCUAUGGGGGCUUCAGGUACUAGUGGCGCUAAUUAGCUUUUGGGAGACGAUGCUUCUCACCUACCUUGGAUACAAGGGAAACAUAUGGGAGCAGCUCCUCCGAAUUCCCUUCAUCCUAGAGAUGAUGAACACUCUGCCUUUCUUUGUCACGAUUUUCUGGCCUCCGUUGAGGAAUGUCUUCAUUCCUGUUUUCCUCAAUUGCUGGUUGGCUAAGCACGCGCUGGAGAACAUGAUAAAUGACUUGCAUCGAGCCAUUCAGAGGACCCACUCGGCCAUGUUUAACCAGGUCUUCAUUCUGAUAUGCACCCUCAUCUGCCUCAUGUUCACCUGCAUCUGUGGGAUUCAGCAUCUAGAGAGAGCAGGCAAUAACCUCACCCUCUUUGACUCGCUGUACUUCUGCAUUGUCACCUUCUCCACUGUGGGCUUCGGAGAUGUCACCCCAAAGAUCUGGCCAUCGCAGCUCCUGGUUGUCAUUAUGAUCUGCGUGGCACUCAUUGUGCUGCCCAUCCAGUUUGAGCAGCUCGUCUUCCUAUGGAUGGAAAGACAGAAGUCUGGUGGGAAUUACAGCCGAUACCGGGCUCAGACAGAGAAGCACGUGGUCCUGUGCGUCAGCUCUUUGAAGAUUGACCUGCUUAUGGAUUUCCUCAAUGAAUUCUACGCUCAUCCCCGGCUUCAGGAUCACUAUGUUGUUCUCCUGUGCCCCACCGAGAUGGAUCUGCCGGUGAGACGAGUGCUGCAGAUUCCUCUCUGGUCCCAGCGAGUGAUUUAUCUUCAGGGUUCUGCCCUCAAGGAUCAGGAUCUCAUGAGAGCCAAAAUUGAUGACGCAGAAGCCUGUUUUAUACUCAGCAAUCGUUUCGAGAGAGACCGCAUCGCAGCUGAUCAUCAGACCAUCCUUCGUGCCUGGGCCGUGAAGGACUUUGCACCCAACUGUCCCCUCUACGUCCAGAUACUCAAACCGGAAAACAAGUUUCACAUCAAAUUUGCAGACCAUGUAGUCUGUGAAGAAGAAUUUAAGUACGCCAUGUUGGCUCUGAAUUGUGUCUGCCCAGCGACCUCCACUCUGAUCACUCUGCUCAUCCACACCUCUAGAGGGCAAGACAGCGCCAGUUCCCCGGAUCAGUGGCAGAACACUUAUAGCCGCUGCUCAGCCAAUGAGGUUUAUCACAUCCGACUGAGUGAAAGCAAGUUCUUUGGAGAGUACCAAGGGAAAAGCUUUACUUAUUCAUCCUUUCAUGCCCAUAAAAAGUAUGGGGUCUGUUUGAUUGGUGUCCGUCGGGAUAACAAAACCAGCAUCCUGCUUAAUCCGGGGCCUUGUCAUAUAAUGUCCUCAACGGACACCUGCUUCUACAUAAAUAUCUCAAAGGAAGAGAACUCGGCAUUCAGUUUGAAAGACAACGAAGAAGCAAAGAAAUCGGGGUACCUAAAGUCUAACUACCAUGGCCUGACACGGCUCCCUGUUCAUAGUAUUAUAGCAAGCAUGGGAACAGUGGCCAUGGAUCUCCAAGGGUCCAGAAGCCCAGAAAGUGUCGAUGGAAAUAUGCUGAGCCCACCUGCUGAUAGAACCCAUAAACGGAAACACAGUAUAGAUGCAGUGCCAGAUGUUGUGGAUGGUGACACCAGUACAAAUUUUGACCUCUUGAGCGACCAGUCAGAAGAUGAGACCAGCCAAUCAGAUGAGGAACUGGAUACCUCCAUCAACUUGGUCAAGGGAUACCCAUCAAACACGCCUUAUAUUGGCAGCUCACCCACUCUGUGCCACUUGCUCCAGCAUAAGAGCCCAUAUUGUUGCCUGCGCCUUGACAAGAGCUGCCAACAUUACCCAUUUGAAGAUGCGAGGGCAUAUGGCUUCAAAAAUGCGCUGGUGAUAGUAUCUGCAGAGCAUGCUGGAAACGGGCUGUAUAACUUUAUUGUUCCACUAAGAGCCUACUAUAGAGGAAAGAAGGAGCUCAGCCCCAUCAUCCUGCUGCUGGAGAACCCGCCAGAUGUUCAGUUCCUGGAAGCCAUUUGCUGGUUCCCUCUGAUCUAUUACAUGGUUGGAUCCAUUGAUAAUCUAGAUGACAUGCUGCGUUGUGGGGUCAGUUACGCGGCCCACAUGGUGGUUGUCGGAGAGGAAAGUUCUAUGAUUGCAGAAGAGGACUACAUGGCUGACGCACGCACCAUUGUCAAUGUCCAGACUUUAUUCAGGUUAUUCCCAGGUUUGAACAUCAUCACAGAACUCACGCAUCCAGCAAACAUGAGGUUCAUGCAGUUCAAAGCCAAGGAUAAAUACUCUGUAGUACUCUCGAAGCUGGAGAAGAGGGAACGGGAACGGGGCUCCAACCUGGUCUUCAUGUUCAGACUGCCCUUUGCCGCUGGGAAGGUUUUCAGUGUCAGCAUGUUAGACACCCUCCUUUACCAGUCAUUCGUUAAGGAUUACAUGAUCUCCAUCACACGACUUUUGCUUGGCCUGGAUUCAAAGCCUGGUUCUGGAUUUCUCUGUGCUCUGCGAGUGACAGAAAAUGACCUGUGGAUCCGUUGUUACGGGCGGUUGUAUCAGAAGCUGUGUUCCACUACAGGGGACAUUCCCAUCGGUAUAUACCGUACUGAGACACACUUACUGCCUGCCUCUGAGUCUCAGGUUUCAAUCAGUGUUGAGGAUUAUGAAGAUACAAGAGAGACUCGUUGGGGAGACCCUAACCAGGGGCGACCUCUUCACCGGAACUCAACCUCCAGUGACCAAUCAGAACACCCCCUGCUGCGCAGAAAGAGCAUGCAGUGGGCCAGGAGGCUAAGCCGCAAAGGAGCAAGGCAACCUGGGAAAUCGGCUUCGGAAAGAAUCAGCCAGCAGCGAAUGAGUCUGUAUCGACGAUCAGAACGGCAGGAACUCAAUGCACUCGUCAAGACCAGGAUGAAGCAUUUGGGGCUCUCAGCUGCUGAGUACAGUAUGAAACAGAUGGACAGUAUGGACAUUGGCAGCACAUUGUCCUAUAUCCUAAUAAACCCUUCUCCAGAUACCAAACUGGAACUUAAUGAUGUCAUUUACCUCAUCCGACCAGACCCUCUUACUCUAGUGUCUAUGAAGUCGCGCAAAGCUAGCGUUACACGCUCGGAAGGCACGGCAUAUGAAAUGAAAGACAGCACCCAUCUGUAAUCUCAAAUCUUGCGUGAUAACGGUACGAGAUACUGGAAGGGAAGGACAAGAAAAGGUCACGGUGUGGGGACAUUGUCUCUCUUGGGUCUGACAGUGAAAAUGUAUAGUGGCUUAGCUGAGACAUCCUGAUAACAUGGAAGGAACCUGUUGAUCUCAACUCUACCCUGUCAAUACCCUUUGUCCUGCUCUGAGGCUUCUCAGACAUGCAGGUGGUUCCUGCUCUUUGUAUCCCCUGGCCUAUAUAACAAAUGACUAGAUGAAUGUAUUAAAAGAAGGGAGAUGAUUUGCCAGCCUCAAUACCCCCUCAGUUUGCGAAUUGAGGGCCCAGGUGUUAUGCUUCUCGAUUAUUCUAAGAAGUUAUAGGCUGCUGGGCCAGCUACUGCCUUGUAGCCUUCAAGGAGAAACUAGGGUGUAGCCAUGAUAACUCCUUCUGGAAAAUAAGUCACAAACAGAUAAGUCCAUAGACUUUAUAAAACAAAUAUGUUUGCGACAUGGAGCCAAUCAAAAAGCAAGAUUUAUUCUAUAGGGUUUCCAUAUGUUUCUGCACACUUCAGGCUUCUUCCUCCAUCAUUCAUCCAGAACCACAUUGAAGAAGUAGUUGCUAUUGUUGAGGAGGAGCGGUCUACUGAAAGGGCUCAGAUGGACGUGCUUGUUGGAAAGCCCUUGUGAUGAUGUUGUGAAAUGGUCUUGGCUAGUAUCACAAUGCAGUCAUCACUUUGGUUGAUGACCAUAGACCAGCAAUAAACAUCAGCACUCUAGCAUUUCUUGAGAGACAGGCAAGUAUCUCUUUGCAUGUCUCUGAGGACUUUUUUUGAGCUGAAUUUGCCACGGUUUCUACACAGUAGCAUUCACCAGCAAACCAGAGAACCAAAGCUUCAUCUCCAAACUCAGAAAAGUAGAGGGACCUUGAGGCUUAGGGCUCCUUAUCUUGUAUUCAGAUUAGACGAGAAACAUCUCCAGUUUCCAAGCUUGGAUUGUCCAUUCAGUGUUAGAGAUGAUAUUGACUAGAUGCUCAGCCAUCAUACCAAAGUCAAGGUAACCCCAUAGGGUGGCCCUAACUCCUAUUUACCUCUGGUCAUAAUUCUCAUAGGCUUGCACCUUCCUACUUGGUUGCAUUGUCUGGGGUAAAGUAUCUCCUGACCAAAGCAUUGAUCGCACAGGCUGAUUCUUCCUACUGUAGCUCAGACUUCUCCAUGACCAACACCAAUUAAAGUACACAAUUAAAAGGAAAGGGAUUUGGGGUGGAUAUAUUUGAUAGCUGACAACCACCAAAAUCUGAAAUCUGAAACCCAUCCUCCAAACGAAUGUUGGUCUUUGAGAUACACAGGUACAAUCAUGGUACAGUAUCGUUUAUAUGACCAUGCCAUGGUUUGGUGGGCAUCGUUUGUGUUCAUUGUAUAAGUGGAAAUCUGUUUGUAUCUGUACAUGAUGAGAAUCCUGUGUGUUUUAAUUCUAGUUUUAUGUUUUGAGUCCUGAUGUGCAACUUUUGAGCUAAUUAAGUUGUCUGUUGUGUCCAGUCUUCUACAUUCCAUUUGUCUGGUAGGGGUGAUAGGCUUGGAAGCUCUGUAUUCAGCUCUGUGCUACUUGUUAGACACACCAGGUGCAGCUGAUAACCCUUUGGAAGUAAGAAGUAACAUAUUUUGCCAUUAAAUCUUUGUGAAAUAAAGAAUUUGC